This is a messenger RNA of Dromaius novaehollandiae (emu), 3722 nucleotides long. It is a transcript of the gene LITAF, whose product is annotated as lipopolysaccharide induced TNF factor. NCBI's taxonomy places the organism in Eukaryota, Metazoa, Chordata, Aves, Casuariiformes, Dromaiidae. Gene Ontology annotation, biological process: regulation of cytokine production. The coding region runs from base 740 to 1183 and encodes 147 amino acids. The transcript has 7 exons. The record is from RefSeq and is a predicted model, not a curated record. Gene Ontology annotation, molecular function: zinc ion binding. Gene Ontology annotation, cellular component: cytoplasmic side of lysosomal membrane; cytoplasmic side of late endosome membrane; nucleus.
CCCAGCUGUACUGUGAUGCAUGGAUCUAAGUGAUGAUGCUGUCAGUCAUCAGCAUGCAGUUUCAGAGCCGCUUGUUCCAUUGCCUGCUUGCAGCUAACAGCCCCACGCUAAACCGCGGAGGUUUUUCCUGGGCGGCCAAGCUUCCUGUUUCCAGGCUCCAGCUCGCUAUUUAGGAGCUGCGUAGAUAAUGGCACUUCACCUAGCCUAGCUGUGUGCCCAGCCGACUACAGCUAAGUGUUAUUAGUGCUUCAGAGAUAUCUCAUCAACAUGAAUAUGCACUUUAUACUGCAAUGUGGGAUGUCUGUUGUCUACUGACAUAUCUUAUUUUCAGCUUUGAAGCUUGAACCUCAAACCUCUAUGACAAUGCAAGUUAACACGUGACAUGAGAGGCAAAUCUCCACUGAAGAUCUAUUGCUGUUAGCUGGAGAGGCAGCAGGACAUCUUCAUUUUUAUCUUGGACCUGUGGAACAGAACAUUAUGCCUGUGGCAUUGACGUGUUGUCUGACGUAACCGAUCCCGGUAACAUCCAGCGUGCUGCAGAGCGGGGGGACGGACCGUUUCCCCAGCGCCAGGAGGUGUGGGGUCCGGCCGUACGGUCAAGUACUUGUCACCAGUCUUUCCUUCUGAAUUAUUUGGGCGCAGCGUUUGGAAGUCUGCUCUAAGAAGAUAGAACUCGUGGGUUCAGUUUCUGCCUCUGCCAUCAGCUUGCUGUUGUGCCGGUUUAUUUUAGUCAGAUACAAUGUCUGCUCCUAGUGGCUUCCCUGGCCCAUCUGCACCGCCUUCUUAUGAGGAGACGACAGGAAUCAAUGUUAACUAUCCUCACCCCUAUCCUGCCCCAGAACCUGGGCAAGGACCAAAUGCAAAGGGCAUGAACCCUCCUCCAUACGUUGUACAGCCUGGGCCAGUGCCUAACCCUGUUACAGUUCAGACUGUGUAUGUGCAGCAACCGGUAGUAUUAUAUGACCGCCCGGUUCAGAUGUGCUGCCCUUCCUGUAACAAGAUGAUAGUGACACAUCUUUCAUACACCUCCGGAGCAUUGGCUUGGCUGUCAUGUGGUGGCCUCUGCCUGCUGGGAUGUAUAGCUGGUUGCUGCUUAAUUCCCUUUUGCAUUGAUGCCCUCCGGGAUGUGGAUCACUUCUGUCCAAACUGCAAAGCUUUAAUUGGUUCUUACAAGCGUUUGUAGGCAGCGUUUAAAUAUGGAUAAAGAUUGGUUGCUGAGGUUUAUUAGCACCUCUACAAGCCUUUUCCGAAACUUCAUGGAGACUUCUGGUUGUUUCUGUGCAUCCUGUCACUGGAAUCAAUCAAAAAAAAAAAGAAUGUGUAUUGCUAGAUGUUUGAAUAAGAAUUUGCUUAAGGGGCCUCUGACUUAGGUCUAUAAAAAGGAUACAUAAUCUUUAUGGGCCACUUAGUUCAGCACCAGUUGGUAGCGGCCAAAUGUUGUCCCUUUCUGCUUGGUCCAGUUAAUGUUAUCUCAGUCAUGUGGCACACUGGUGUGCUUGCUCACAGCUUCAGCACAGACCAAGAGGAGAACUUCCAUGGAGAUGCUCACAGUCUCAUGCUUGGUGGUGAUAUCUUUGCAACAGCACUGUUAAACUGGCAGAGGGUCGCUCGCCUCCAGGACAGGCAUCCCUCUUUGGCAAAAGAAGCAAUUUGGUCCCAAUGUUAUCAAGUGGGCACCUUUUAUGAGCACUAAAAUUCACUUUAAAACUUUCUCAGUGAAAGAUAACCAAACCCUGAGGCUUGUUCCUUCUUGAAGGCUGCUUUACCAAAUACUCAACUCAGGUUAUUGUGCCAAUGGUGUUUCCAUCUAGUAUCUAAAUUUCCUUGCCAAUUUUGAGUCUACUCAUAUCUCCACUUUGUAGUAAAGAUGUUCAUGCAGGAGUUUUUUAGAGAUAUUUUUUCAGAUAUUUUUUCUUUUUUACUGCUGAUUUGUAAGUCUGUGAAAAGUUCCUUUCCUCCCCCACCCCAGGGGAAACUCUGAUAGCAUUGAAAGACUUCCUUUUACAAUUACACAAGUCAACUGAUAGAUUAUAAACAAACCUCAGCCUUUUCUAAAGGCUAGAAUUUUGCCUGCAAAACACAAGUACGAGAACUGUGCUUUUACUUGUUGAUCUGUUUGUUAAUUGCUACUUCUUCGUUAAGAAGGUAACAUGUUUGUUAAGGAGUUUCUCUGAUGAUUAUUUAGACUUGUACUCUGAUUUUUCUGAAUGAAACAUAAAUUCUGCUUUCAGAAACUUAACUUGGAUAUACUCAUUUAAGACAGUGAUCACAAAAAUUAAGAAAUGAGGCUCUGAAGGCUGAAGUAUUUCACCAUGUCGUAUAAACAGCAGGCCAGGUCCAAAUACCAUCUGAUGCAUUGAAUGAUACCUGUCUAGAAAAGGCAGUCAGAUGUUUAAACAUAGGCUAUGAUUCUAACACUGUAUUAGUUUGUGUAACGGUAAAACUCUAAAAUACACACAAAUAAAUAAACAUUGCAUUUAUUGCUCUUGCCAAGUGUGCCUUCUAUAUGUAUUUGGCCUAAGUUAACUUUUGAAAAGUCUUUCAACACUUAAUUCAGGACUUCCCUUGACCACAGACACGCACUUCUAGGGCUCGUGUUGUUACUUAGUUGUCCUAAACAUUAGCUGCUUUUUGUGGGUCAGUCUGCAAGUGGUUUUAAGAGCUUCUGUGUGUGUUUGGAAAAAUUUUCUGAUCCAGUAUGUCUCUGUAGCACAAAGAAUUUACAUUAGUAGCUACUAACUGGCAAGAGAAUAGUAGGGAUAAAAAGCUGGUAGUUGUGUAGCUCUGUGGCUUGAGUACACAGGGCUAACUCGUGUUUCCUGGCUGCCACGGUUAGCACUGACAGCAGCACAGUAAUGCUCUGGGUGCUCUUCAAGCACCGUGAUGCUCCGUUGAAUUUAGGAGGUUUCGCCAGGUCAGUUGGAUAUUUGGCAGGAUAAGAGGUCUGAAGCUGUAAUCCAGUUUUAAAUGCAGAGAUUGUAUUAUUGACAGGCUGAUAGGCUUCUUCUGCUCUGAUAAAACAGGCACUGAUCCUAACUUAGGAAGGUCAUAGGCACUGCUGUAAAGCAAUACUUUUUUUCCCCCUGGAUUUCACGAAGUACUGUCUGUCAGUUUAUUUUCAGAGCAAGACAGAGAGAAUGAAGCAUGCAGUGUUUCUAAACUUUUUCUUGCAUGAUGGGAGGAUUUUAAGUUCUUUCUGUAGCCAUAUCAGUCUGCUUUGGACAAUACUAUCUUCCAUUCAUUUGGUGAAUAAGUCUUCAAAUUGUUAUUCCCUUAGCUCCCCUGUUCUUUACAAAGUGAUACUUGGAAAAUCUGAGAUGAUAGCGCCACAAUGCAGAAAGAACACUGACAGAGUAAAUAGUUAUGUGGGGUUUUUUGUUUUGUUUUAUGGGCACAGUCUGUUGUAUCUCUUUUUUAAUUCCUCUUAUGGAAUGAGAAUAAGACAUGUAAUGUGGGCGGCUACUCCAUCUAUUUAAGCAAUCUGCCAAAACUUUCUACUGCCCCUUCUAUGUCUUAAAUUUCUGUAAAUACAAAGCCUGUGUUUUGUUCUUCUAUGUGUAUAGAAUUAUCUAUGGAAUGUGCCAAAAUAACUUGCUUUGUUAAACAUUUUAUAGAUAGAUAAAGGCAGUCUGUAACUGUGAAAAUGCUUUUUGUUUUGAUUAUGUUGAAGUUACUGUUUAUUUUUUAAAAUUGGUUGUAUUCAAAAUAAACAGUCUUUUGUA